Molecule: messenger RNA, 10825 nt
Organism: Passer montanus (Eurasian tree sparrow)
Lineage: Eukaryota; Metazoa; Chordata; Aves; Passeriformes; Passeridae
Gene: ZC3H12D
Product: zinc finger CCCH-type containing 12D
Exons: 6
Coding region: 6548-8329 (593 amino acids)
Biological process (GO): 3'-UTR-mediated mRNA destabilization; nuclear-transcribed mRNA catabolic process, RNase MRP-dependent
Cellular component (GO): cytoplasmic ribonucleoprotein granule; nucleus
Molecular function (GO): RNA endonuclease activity; metal ion binding; mRNA binding
Source: RefSeq, a predicted model, not a curated record
GGAGUGCUUGUGCCUGGAUAGAGUAUUUCAGUGGACUGUGAAGAGAGAGAAUUCUUACUGAUUCUAUGGGAAGGCAGAUAUUUAAGGAACAUAAUCAGCUGAAACUAUCCCAUGGCAGAAAAUUCUGACCUGGCAGGCCAGGCGGGAUGGCUGUAAUCUCUGGACCUAAGCUGAGCAGGGAUACUGAGGGUAUUCAAUACAGGAAUGUGCUUUCCAGCAGCAUCUGCCCUGUCUUUGCUUUGUUAAAAACAAAGCUGGAGUCCAACAUCUUUGGUGCUUGUGGUAAUUAGAAAACAGAACAUAAAAACCCCACCUUCCUGUAAUGUUGAAAAUAACAUAGAAAAUGCUGUAGCAGAAGCAUCGGCUUCUUCACUUUGAGAUAUCUGAGACCUGUUUGAAGGGGAAUGCCUCAUGCUUUGAGGUUCUUUGUUCAUUAGUUGAAGGCUUAGAAACCAGCUCCUCAGAGUUUUCUGUUGGAUUCCUUUAUUUGCAACAGCUUAAAAAUGUGAAUGUGGAAUCCUAGUUGGUUUAUUCUAUGGAUUUGAGUACGUUUGAGACCUAUUUUGAUGUCACACGUUAUAGUUCCUUUAGUUCUUUGUAGUCUUGAGCUUGAGUGCCCACUUUAAGUCCAGGACUUAAAGUGGGCUUCACCAAGAACAGGAAGUGUACUUUGCUAAGAAGCUGCCUUUUGAUGAAUCUCUUACUUUUGUGUCCUUCAAAGCAUAGAACUGGAAAUCCAAGGCUUCCACAACUGUCUCCUGGCAAAACAUUUCUAACUGCCUGAGACCCUACAGGGGCUGGUGCCAUUCUUGCAGAGUCUGAGCAAGAGCCCUCUGUCCCAGAGGAGAGGUAAACAGGAAGCCUGUUCCUGGAAGUCUCCUGGGGAAUCUAGGGCUGAGGACUGCUCACUGUUCUGUCAAGAAAAUGUCUGCCUUCCAUCUGGGCAUAACAAGAUUCCAAGGAACUAUACUAGGUCAGGUUAUGGUGCCAUUGGAAUAGUGCUGUGGAGGCAGUAGGUUGUCUCAAGCUCCUCCUGCUCUUGGCCUCCUCUGUUAAAGAAACAAGGAUUGCACUGUCAUACUGUUCUCAGUCCUUCUGUCCUUCUCCACAUGACAUUUUUAACUUGGGAGAAACACUGGCCAGAUUUGACAAGGGUGUGGAGAUAGUGAGAAAAUUGCAUUCUUGCUUUCUUUAGGAAAUGGCAAUCACAGAAACAAACUAAAGCUCCCAUCUGGGGAGAAUGCUGGAUUCUUGCUGAACAUCAGAGGUCCUCUUAAUGGAGAGUUGUGACUUAACAUCACAAAGAGUUUCAGCAGCCAUUCCUAGGCUGCAGCUAGUCUUCAACCACCUGUGGGACAUACAAAACUUACCAAUAUUUAGAAACAAACACCCUAUUUCAGGUCAAUGUGCUCACUUUUCUGCAGCAGAAAUGGCUUUUCUUUUCUUUGCAAGAGGUAAAUACUUAAGAACUAAGUUUAAAUGAGUUGUAUACAGAAGUAAAGAGUGCAUUUUCGUUGUUGGCAAAGCAUCUUCAGAACUAAGGGUUAAAAAAAUCAGUACAUUCAAAAGGUUUCAAGUUUCUGAUUUUCAGUAUGCCUUGGUGCUGUUAAAAAUGCACAGUAUCUUCAGAUUAGUGAAAUUACCUGUUUAUCUUUUUUUAAGAGGAAUCUUUCAAAUGUGGAUGUUCAAAAAUAAGGUGGCAUUAAUAGGUGAUUAAAUGGCAUUAUAAAAGCUCCCAAUUUGGAGGCAAGUACUUAAUUUUAGGGCUGCAUUUCUAGGCUAGUCUGCUGGCACUGGAGGGAUCGCAGUUCACCUGGCACAUAGACAGCAGAGCACUCUGGGUUAGAUGGGAUUUACUCUUCCUGUCAUUGGAAAUACAUGUGGUUCUUCUGGAAAUGGCACGAACAAGCUGAAACCACAAACAUUUCCUGCCGUGCCUGUCCAGCCAGAGGUGUUGGAGUGGACAGGACUUUAUUAUCUGGGAGCUGAAGAGUUGACUUUGACUUGUUCUAAUCUAAUGAGAAGACACACUUCCCUGUCAUUUCCUUUUCGUCAAUGCUUUCUCCAACCUCAGUUUUGCUAUUGACCUUUAGUGCUUGUGGUAGUUGAAAAACAACCAAAAAACCCACCUUGUUCUAUAAUGUUGAAAAUAGCAUUGAAAGUGUAGCAGAAGCAUCACCUUCUUCACUUUGACUUAGCUGAUGUUUGUUUGAAGGGGAACACCUCAUGCUUUAGGAUUCUUUUUUUUCAGUGGUUAAAGGCUUAAAAACCAGCUCCUCAGAGUUUUCUAUUUGAUUCUUUACCUACAACAGUUUAAAAACGUGGUGUAGACUCUAAACUGUUUUAUUCUGUAGAUUUGAGUAAGUUUGUGACUAUUUUGCUGUCAUGUGUUGUAGUUUCUUUAGUUCUUGGUAGAUCCCUUGAGUUUGAGUCCAAGACUUGGAGUGGACUUGGCCAAAACCAUGUUAUGAAUAGGACCUGGUGGCAGAGCACUAGAGGCAAGUGGCAGGAGGGUAGGUUGCAACAGAGAUCUCUAAUCCCAUGGACAUGACACAAGCCACUGGAAGUAGCAUAAAUGUUGUAUCCAAGGGGUUGACAUUGCAGGAUGGGAGUUACCCAAACCCAGUCGUGGUAACCCCUGUACUCUCUGGAGAUAAAGCUCUACCUGCUUCCUUCCGCUUGUCAAAACCACACCCAACCCUAACAACCACACAAGCAGACCAAACCAAAUUCUCCCCUACUCCCUUCAUCUGUUAGUUUUGGACAAGCAUUUUAAAAUUUCUAAGAAGUUUAGAACAAUUUCUGAUCCUACUGCUGCUAUCUUUGUCCAUCUCACCCUCCUGUAGCCUGAUUUUUUUCAUGUAAAACUUGUAUGUUGUUGGCAACAGGAUUACAGGUUUUGCUUGUAAGCUUCCUGGAGCGUGGGUAAUGUCUCUCCUUUUCUGCUAGUCACCUGUUGCACACAGAGGAGGUGCAAACAAUUGAAAAAUGUUAAAUUACAGUCAGAUUUAUGUAAAUACUUGCUUCAGGGCGGUAUUUUUGUGAAAAAUGCUUGGUCUGGCCACUGAUGGGAUGUGCAUUUUCUCAUUGAGCAAGCCAGUAUCACCUUGGUUAAAUGUGGUGGCUGUGUUAAAAGGUACCAGCAAACUGUGUGUUGGUUUAGGUCUUGAGAGCUUACAAUAAAUCAUUGAAGCUGAAAGAGAGUUCCAAGAGCCUUCUGAAAUCUUAACCUGAACGACAGUAAACUUUUGAACUUGAAACUUGUUUGGGACUUUCUGACUCUGUAAAAGGUACUUUUUUAUUUUAAGCCCAGUGGAAAACAACUUGAGUCAUAGCAGUAUCUUGUUAUAUAAAAGGAGGAAAAAUAGAUCUUUUUGGCCAGUCAAGUAGGGAUCCUGCUACAUCAGACGUUAUGGAUGGGGUUGCAAUUUUCCGAGAAGUUACCAUUGUUUGCAUUAUUGAAAUUGGUUUUCCUGAUUUUUGUUCUCUCUGUUCUGUGGUCAGAUGGAGUGCUUGCUACAGUGGCAUAGUUUUGAGGAAGUAGGAAAGGUGGUCAUUUUGGAAAGCAUGUAGAAAUACCUCUUCUAAAGAUAGUGGCUUUCUGCCUGUGUAAAUACAGGAUUGCCUGUCAGGAGCUGAGCUGGUACUCUGGUAGGACCUGCGAACUUAGUGAUGUAGGCUUUUGGGUGAGCACCUGUCUCCAAGUCAAAAUUUUCAGUGUCUCCAACAGGGAAAGAAUUUCACUGGCAGAAAACAUCCAGAUUUCACCUAAUAGUAAAAAAAUUAAAAUCAGGAACAUAGUUUAUACUGUUGAGAAAGCUUGGCUUGAGGGUCUGAUCUGAGCCUUCCUGAAGGGAGUAGGGAAAUACUCUCGCUUGAGGCAGGAUGGAGAAUAUAUUAGUUCCGCAAUUAUUAAAAAUAUUCCUGGCAAUAGACCUACGUUUGAUUUAGCACUUGCUUUAUUCUGACUGUUCUGCUGGUUAAGGGCCAAAGAACUUUCACUCUGUUACUGUGGCCACAUGUUUGUUUGGUACACAGCAGGUGAGUUUUUCAGAUGAGGAAGAAGGUGAUAAUGCUUUUCUCUUUUGCUGAUGCAAUAGUGACUGUUUCCUUUAGCAAAGCAAAUACCUCACUGAGGUGUGUAGACCAAAACACCUGAGGUGUUUCACAGAAUCAGUUUCAAAAGAGUGGUUUUUCCAUGCAGGAGUCUAACACCAUCAGGAAGGUGUUUUUGCACAGGGUGGCUUCUUCAAAGUCAUGCUUGGCCGACUCUGUAGCCUCUAGGAGCUGCCACAAGAAGGCUGCCCCACUUUGAGGUUGGCAGGAUUCUUUCUGGUGAAGGUCUUGUUGUUUCACAAACCAGUAAAUCCUCAGUCCUCAGCACUGAAACAUCAAUUAGUGGGGAGAUCUUCCCCUCUGAAAACUUCUCCUACUGCAGCUCUUUCCCUCUUGAGCAUAAUAAUGGCCUUGAGCAGCAAUAAAUCUGUGCUGGGAAAACUCAGCAUGCUUGUCAGCAUAAGACAGCACAGCAGAGAAAGGAAAUGUCUAUAAAACCACAGCCUUUGGUGCUCAAACGUGUAUCUGUGCUGGUGAGCGAAGAGGUGUGAGGCCAUCUGAAAAAUAUUUUUUAUUUAUUUCUCAUGGUCUUCUCUCUGGUAGCUGGUGAUCACUAGGUAGACAGGUUUCAGGAAUUGCUGAGGGUCUUCCUGGCUGCAUACAAUUUGAAUGAUGUAGAAGUGGUUUUUGCUCAUGGCUUUUUACAGUAGAUGGGCAUGGUCAUUUCAGUAGAAAUGAGAUUUCUUUUUUCUUUUAUCUAAUUGACUUCUCUUUUCUUUUUAUAAUCUCUGGUUUGUUCCUGUUUAGGUAGUAAAACCUCCAUUUCACUGAGAAGUAGGGGUUAAAACAACACCACACAAUGUAGUGUUCUUUGCUCUGUUUUAUUUAACCCUGCCUGGGUUAUAAAUAAUGCAGCAACUUUCUUUCCAGUAGUACUGCUAUGUGGUGGUCUUGUGACAAGGUGUGGGGCGAUGUAAAAGCUUAAAUGGAGAAGAGAAGAUCCCUUCUCUCCAGGGGUGUUUGGAGUUUAGGCUGGACUUGAUGAUUUCAAAGGUCUUUUCCAGCUUAGUUCAUGCUGUGAUUCUGAGUCCAAGGAGUGAGGAGUCAAAGGCUGUUGUGCUCUCACAGCUGUUCUGGGCAGCAGGGAGCUAACAUGUUUCUUUAGUUGUGGCUCUAGGAGCACUUCCCUGUUUCUGUAGCCUCAACCUGCCCAGCUUUGUGGAUUAGAGGAAGUGUUGUGCCAGAGGUAGGAGGGAGGAGGCUGUGUCCUGCCCCUUUAUCCUGUUACUGCCUGAGCACUGCUUUACACAGCAGCAGGGCAUCCUGGCUCACAGAGUUUCCAGGAUUCUGGGUGUGAUGUAAAGGUGUAAUCAUCACUAGGAAAAGGUGAUGGUGAGGCUUGCAGCAACCAGCAAACACUCUUUGGGAUAAACAGGAUAGCACUACAAAGGGUUUGGCCACCCUGCUUACUCCCACAAAGUAUGCAGGUAGUGGGAUUCCUGACUGGGAAAGGUCAGCCCUGCUCUGGUUGUGUUGCCUUCUGACAGCGGCAGAGGCUCUCUCCUUCCACAGCACAGCACCCCAGUCAUCCCUCAGGGCAGGGGGCACUGCACAUGCAAGAGCUAUCUAACGCAUCCGAAAGGUCCCAGAGGUUGGCCCCUCUUAGAGUCUCAAACCCUUCUUGCUGCUUAAAAUUGGAUUUGGGGUGUAUUUCUUCGCAGCAAGGUAAUGAAAAAGCAGAGGAAACCUCAGGUUUCCAUGAAGAAGUGCCUGUCAGACUUUGCUGUGGACAGGCUGAGCAUCUCUGAAGCUGUCUUUCAAUUGAGGCACCAUCAGGCUAAAGGGGGUUGUUUGGAUUUUGAUGUUUCAUUGUAGUGUCCCAGAACAGGUUCCUUCAGACAUGGAAAUGUUUAAAUGAGGCUUUGCAGUAUCAGGUGCUAAGCAAAAAGUAUUUUUUUCCACAUUUUCCUGGAGGUCAGAAAUUUGCCAGAUGUAUGGGAAUGAGUCUGCGCUAACUUGUACAGCAACCCUGGUGGAAAAUUUUUCACUUGACCCAGAAUUCAUAUGAAAUGUUCUCACUGCCCAAUGUUCUGCAUCCCUGCUGGAGUGAGUCUGACUAAUUUUUGCCCGUGACUCAGAACAGAGAUGUGUUAGGAACCACUUUUAUUUUUUUUCCUUUUGAAAAAUGAAGUGAAAGUUUAUCAAACUAUGGUUAUAUGAGAGCAUGGCCCGCCAAAUGAGGAAGUAAAAUCUUCCUAUAAAAUGAGUUCUGCCCACUGCACUUAUUUGCCUCAGUUGACAUCAGCCUUACCUCUAAAUACAAGCUGGUGACUUCCUCGUGAGCCUGGUACUGCUCUGAAUCCAGCUUCUGGCUGGGGAUGGUGGGACAAGACUGCUGGGCCACAGAGAGAACAGCUGCCAGCUGAUGCCUGUGGGACACAGCUGGGAAGACAGGAUCAUCAGGCUUAAAGGAACAUAAAUUCUUGCUAAAAUGGCACUGGCCAGUUCGAUUCCUAGCAAAGCAGCACCACCACACUCCAGAAAAGUUUCUGCAGCAGGGGUGGAAGCGCACCAGAGCAAGAUGGAUUUUUUCUGCAAGCUGGGCUAUGGUAAGCAGGACAUCUGCAAAGUGCUGGAGAACCUGGGCCAAGAGGCCCUGGAGGAUGAUGUGCUGAAAGAGCUGAUUCGGAUGGGGAGCAGACCUCAGGCUCUGGAAAACCAGGCUCAGCCUUCCCAACUGAUGCUGGUUCCCCGAGGAUCUUGCAGCCCCUCACCGGGGCCGAAGUGGCUUGGAGAAGAUGAAAGUGAUUCUUCUGAUUCCCUGAGGCCCAUUGUGAUCGAUGGCAGCAAUGUUGCAAUGAGUCAUGGAAACAAGGAGGUGUUCUCCUGCUGGGGGAUCCAGCUGGCGGUGGAUUGGUUUCGAGAGAGGGGGCACACUUACAUCAAGGUUUUUGUCCCACUCUGGAGAAAGGAACCCCCUCGACAAGAGAGCCCCAUUGCAGACCAGCACAUCCUUGAGGAGCUGGAGAAGCAAUCCAUCCUGGUGUACACACCCUCUCGGAAGGUGAAAGGCAAGAGGGUGGUUUGCUACGACGAUCGCUACAUAGUGAAAGUUGCUUAUGAGAGGGACGGAGUCAUUGUUUCCAAUGACCACUACCGGGAUCUCCAAAAUGAGAACCCCGAGUGGAAAUGGUUCAUUGAGCAGCGACUGCUCAUGUACUCUUUUGUCAGUAACAGGUUUAUGCCUCCCGAUGAUCCAUUAGGCCGGCAUGGACCCACCUUAAGUAACUUCCUCAGCAAAAAGCCAGUGCUUCCUGAGAAAAAAUGGCAGUCUUGCCCUUACGGUAAAAAAUGCACCUAUGGCAAUAAAUGCAAAUUUUACCAUCCAGAGAGACAGCAUCAAGCUCAGCUUUCAGUUGCUGAUGAGCUCAGGGCCAAAACAAAGGGGAAAGAGGAGGAGAGGGGCCAGUGCUCACCGUGCGGUGCCUGCCCAGGAGCUCUGCGGGCAGCCAGAGGCUGCUCCGGGCCUUCCCGCUGCCCAGGCAGGGCCCAGGGGAGCUGCUCGGAGCAGACAUUCCGGGCCUGGCCCAGCAGUCCCGGCUCUGAGCUGCGGCUGGAGCAGUGCUUGCCUCAGCCAGAGCCGCUCCUGGAGAAGAUGUCGGCAGUGUCCAUCAGCGAGGACACCUACGGCUGCGGCUGGUCCUGGUGCACCUCUGGGGACACGGCGGUCAUGGACGGCCUCAGGCACAAGCUGCUCGCACUUCAUCACCCCGAGGCCCUGGAGUGCCCCGGCUGUCCCCGCUGUCCCUUCCAGGGCAGGGCGCAGGGCGGGCUGUGCCCGGAGCGCGGCUGGGCCCAGGAGCGCCAUGGCGGGCACGGAGCAGGCCGCAGGAGCUGCUUCCCUCACGGCGCUCGGCACCAGCAGGCCCUGCACACCCAGCGCCCUCCUGUGCCGCAGGGCACGGCUCUGUCCCCCCACGGGCUUCCCCCGUACGGGCAGCCCCAGCCCCAGCCCUGUAUCCCCAGCCAGCCCCCGGGACAGCCCUUGUCCUUGGAGCCCAGCAAGGGAACAGGCUUAUUCCAGAAAUCCCAUGCUUACCCCGAUGCCUCUUACAGGGACUUCUGGCCCACCCCCGCUGCAAGGCCACCCUCUGCCCGGCAAAUAAACAUGCACAGGGAGCCCUGCUCCCCUUAUCCUUACGGUGGGAUGAGCCAGGUCAUGACUUUGUACCCCAGUAUCCAGGAUAAGGGGACCGGAGCACCUCCCCUAUGAAGACAAACUCGGGGAGCUGGGACUGUUCAGCCUGCAGAAGAGAAGUUUGCAUGGAGACCUCAUAAAAACCUUCCAGCAUCAGAAGAGAGUCUACAAGGAAGCCAGAGAGGGACUCUAAAUCAGGAACUCCAGUGAUAGUACACAGGGGGAUGGCUUCAAAUUGAGACAGGGUAGGUUUGGAUUAGAUUUCAGGAUGCAAUUCUUAAUUGUGUGGGUGGUGAGACAGAGCUUGCUCAGAGAAAUUGUGGAUGUCCCAUCCCUGGAAGUGUUUAAGGCCAGGUUGGAUGGGGUCCUGAACAAUCUGGUCUGAUGAAAGGUGUCCCUGCCCAUGGCAGCAGGGGUGUUGAAACUGCAGGAUUUUUUAUGUCCUUUCCAACUCAAACAAUUCUGUGAUUCUAUGAUAUUGCCUGUUGGACUUUAAUGAUUCAAAGACACAGCAACUUGUGAAACCUCCAGAGCAAACCAUUCCCAAAAAGCACAAGUCCCAGGGCAAGAAGAUGCUAUUCUGAGGCUUAACUAACUGUUUUUAGAGGGUGUUGUGGCAAGGAUUACAGCUGCUCCAGGUAUAAGCAUCAAGUCAAGGCAAAGCUGUCAUCCACGGCAGUGGGAUUGCAUUCCACCUCCCCUGAAGGAGAACAGGAGGGCUCAGGGUUACUUGGCUGUCAGCAUUUGAGCCUCACUGGUGCCUGGAUUGAGGAUGGCACAGAUUUUCAUUAACACCCUAAAACACUCGAUGUGUUUUUAGAGUCCUAACCUGUGCUUCAACUUCCAUAAAAGAGCCGUGCUUGCUCAGCCAGCACAGAAGGGGAUUUGGCCUGUUCCCCCAGCACGGGGCUGUGCUCUCUGCUGGAAGGCAGCUCUGGGUCCCUGUCAUCACCUGGUUCAAGCCCAACCCGCUGCCAGUGAGCUUUCAGAGCUGCAUCUCGUGCUUCUAAAGCAAUGCUGAGCUCACACAGAACCGCUGGCAGAGGGGCUGGAGGUGCUCCAGAGCUCCUGAAGGAAGACACAGGUACAUUUCUCAGAAAGGGGAUGCACACAGCAUAAAUCAAAUCAGGAAAGUCAUCUUCAAUUCAAGUCCUGGUGUAGACUGAGGGCUCGGGGCUGGUAAUUUAAAAAAAUCCAGAAGUCCAGAUGAUGCUAAAAAAAAAAAAAAGCAGCUUAAAAGUCUCUCCUGUAUUGAAUAAGAAACCUAUUGUUGACUUAACCCUUAAUUACCAAAUGUGGCCCCAUAAUGCAAUUAUACAGUAAACUCUGUUCUGUUAGAACAUGUUUGAUUUUUAGUAAGCUGUAAAGCUGCUAAUCUCUGCAUUAUUCCACCAAAUGCUUCAGGUUCAAUUCAAUUAGGAAGGUUGAUCCUGAAGGGUUUUUGGCAUUAUACCAAAGUUUAAGUAUGUCAGUAUGACAUGUUUUAAAAAUGUUUUAACGCAUUAUAAAAUGUUCAUCUAUAACACUUUGUUCUCAAUAAUGUCUUUAUUUUCUGGGUUUUACUUAGGUGGUGAGGGUUUUUUGUUGUGGUUUUGUUUAGGUUUUGUUUGGGUUUUUUUCCCCCAGUUGUCUUAGAACUGAUGCUUCAACAUUCAGGUGGGAUUUUCAAGCUCUCUGACCCUGCAGUAUCCCAUUUCUCUGAAGUACAGGGUUGUUAGUUCCAGACAGGAAUUAAACACAGUCCUCAAUGAGAAGCUGGAAUUCUGUUGCUUUUGCAAAGGUAGCAGUAAUUUACCUGUAGUGACAUUAUCACUUAUGAAUUAUUAAUUUUUUGAAAGCUGUGAUAGUUUUACCUGUUUCCCUCUGGAAACCACCACCCGCUUUUGGUUUUUUGGUUUUUUUUUUUUUUUUUUUUUUUUUUUUUUUUGAUGAUGAUUUUUGAAGAAUCUGCAGAAAAUAAGUAUACUGUGUCUGUUCAAUUUCUUAUGCCCCUGUGGUUGGCUCCAAGAAACAUCAGUUUGGAUUUUGGAGGUAUGACUUCUGUUCAUAGAAUGUGACAGUAUUUUCCAUAUGUCUUAUGGAUUGUUGGAAUGGCUUAUAACCACUACAUAUUACAUAAGGAUUAGAAGCUGACUUUAAACAAAACUAUGGAAAAAAUUCUCUGCGAUAUCCCUCAGAAAACAAAAACAAAGUGUGAUGCUGAGUGGAAAAAUACCUUCCACCGAAACAAAGCAAGUCCCAAAUGGCAGCAUUCAGAAAACACACACACAGCAAAGGAGCAGGAUGUAACUGUACAUGUCAACAUUAAUUUUCAUGUCUGGCAUGCACGUUACAUAUUUCAAUACACAAAGCAUUUAAAAAUCCAUAGAAAAAUUGGCACACUGCCUUUACAUGGUGCCCUUGGCUUGCUGGAGAUGUGCAUGAACUUUUCUCCUUUUCCUUUGAGGAUGCACAGGAAUUUGGUGGUUGCUCAAAACCCUCUCAAUGUUUAAUUUUUUUUCCUUUUAAUUUCUGUCAUAUUUACUGAGGAAUCUUUUUGUAAAAUACAUAGAAUGUGCACUCUGCUGAGAA